Archocentrus centrarchus (flier cichlid) is the source of this 1436-nucleotide messenger RNA. RefSeq names its product crystallin, zeta (quinone reductase) (gene cryz). Lineage: Eukaryota; Metazoa; Chordata; Actinopteri; Cichliformes; Cichlidae. Gene Ontology annotation, cellular component: cytosol. Gene Ontology annotation, molecular function: mRNA 3'-UTR binding; quinone reductase (NADPH) activity; NADPH binding. The transcript has 8 exons. The record is from RefSeq and is a predicted model, not a curated record. Bases 75 to 1061 code for a protein of 328 amino acids.
GCGGUGCAGGUUACAGACUCGGGAAGUGCUGGAGUGGGACUCCCAUCUGUGAAGUGUUAUUUCUCUGCGCAGGCAUGUCAGGCAGCAGGCUGAUGAGAGCCGUCAGAGUGAGUGAGUUUGGAGCUCCGUCAGUCCUCAGGCUGUGCUGUGACGUGACUGUCCCUCAGCCCGGACACGCACAGGUGUUGAUCCACGUCCGUGCCUGUGGAGUGAACCCUGUGGAAACUUACAUCCGAGCCGGGACGUACGCGCGGAAACCCGCCCUGCCUUACACUCCGGGCUCUGAUGUAGCUGGAGUGGUGGAAUCAGUUGGAGAAGGAGUGACUGCAGUAAAGGCAGGGGAUCGUGUGUUCACUACAGCCACAGCGUCUGGAGGCUACGCGGAGUACGCUGUAGCAGCUGCCGACUGCGUUUACAAGCUGCCUGAUGCUUUAGACUUCACACAGGGAGCAGCCAUAGGGAUCCCGUACUUCACUGCCUACAGAGCUCUGGUCCACAAAGCACAUGCCAAGGCUGGAGAGACUGUUCUUAUCCAUGGAGCCAGUGGAGGGGUGGGGAUUGCGGCCUGUCAGCUGUCCCGUGCUCUGGGUCUUAGAGUUUUGGGGACAGCGGGGACACCAGAGGGGACGAAGCUGGUCCUUAACAAUGGAGUUCACCUGGCCUUUAAUCACAGAGAAGAAGGAUACACAGACAAAAUCAUGGAAGCCACAGAGGGCCGAGGUGUGGAUGUCAUCGUGGAGAUGCUUUCAAACGUCAACCUCAGUAAGGACCUCCAGAUGCUGGCCUAUGGAGGGCGCGUGACUGUCGUUGGCUCCAGAGGGUCUAUAGAGAUCAAUCCCAGAGACACCAUGGCUAAAGAGAGCAGCAUCAUGGGAGUGGCCCUUUUCUUCGCUACGCCGGAGGAGAAGAAGGAGUGUGGAGCUCUGCUUUAUGCAGGGAUGGAAGCUGGCUGGUUGCGUCCAGUUGUCGGUUCCCAGUAUCCACUCGAAAAGGCUGCCCAGGCCCACUGUGACAUCAUUGAGUCUCCUGGGGCUGCUGGGAAGAUGGUCCUGACUAUGUGACGACAUGACCACGUUAUAGGUUACAGGUCACCACAUACAGUUCAGGCUGUUUUCAGCUGGAUGAUACUUACAUUAAAAGCUUCAGAAACUGUUACUGGUGUUAUCAUUUCGCUUCUGCAGCACUAAAGUAGCUUGCUAGGUCACAGAAAGUAGUUCAUCUAAUGUGGGCUGCAUUAGCUUUGUUCACUGUACUGCUGCACUGCUGUUUGUUAGUAGGAUGAGACCUUACUGUAAUUAUUUCCUUACUUUGUUUUAAUGUACUUUUGUAUUUUUAAAGCUGCAUUUAAUAUUAUUUUGGACAUGCAGCAGUUAUAAAGCAACAAAGCAAUGUUAGAAAUAUGACUCCAAAAGAAUUAUAUCGAAUUAUCUGUCUAA